This is a messenger RNA of Penicillium brasilianum, 2733 nucleotides long. The record is from the annotation of a GenBank genome assembly. NCBI's taxonomy places the organism in Eukaryota, Fungi, Ascomycota, Eurotiomycetes, Eurotiales, Aspergillaceae.
AUUCAAUAGUUCUCAUGAUUCCUCAUGUUUCUCAUGCCUUGGCAACUACAUCUUCCGGCUUCAUACCCGGGAAAUUCGUGAGAUGAUACGCGUCGAUCCAAAUCUUCUCUUCUUCGCACACCAUCACGCCGAGGCACACCAACCCAUUCAACCAAUUGUACGGACCCGGGCCCGCUUCUAAUCGCAAAUGCGAAAAGAAUUCCACAUCAUCCUGAGUGACUACAGCCUUGGGCGCUUGUGUCCAGUCCUGCUCGACUUGCUUCGCGUACUCGGUUCCUGGACCAGGACGAUACAGUCCGUGGGCGCGGACGUAGAGGUAGUGGCCGUCCGAGGUGCGCGCAGUAUACCGCGCAUCAAGCUUCAUUGACUGUAGGCACCUCGUUAGCGACCUUAUUCAUUUUUCGCAAUUGUGCGGAAUGUGUCUUCAAUCAUACGUGAGUCCCUUUGAUCACUGUGGCCCAGUCUGCUGCUCCCAAUGGCAGGACCGUUGCUUCAAUGUCAGGCCCCUUGAUGCUUCCGCGCGCGAUAGUGGCGAUGCUGCGAACGAUUCCCGCAUCAUGAGGAGCACCAAUGUUGAUUUCCUCCUUGGCAAUGUCGCAUUCCAGUCUGUACAGCCAGCUCAAGGCGGGUUGCCGCAUAGUCGGACCGUCAGGGAAGACAUCGUUUCCUGGCGAUGGAGCGGGCGACAUGGUAAUAUCGAAAACUUGAGCUGGGUGGAUUGGGUUCAGUGAAAGUUGAAGUCGAGUCCUGCCACGGAAUCAUUGCAGGAGUUCGCGACUUUUAUCGUGCCCCGGAUCUCAAAAUUAUCUACAUUGAGGAAGGAUUUAGUUCGGCGAGCUUCUCGUGAAACCCAAUUUCGUUCCCCGCAGUGGAGAUGUUCCAAACGGGCCAAUCUGCCCAGGGUGGUAUGACUGAUUAUAUCCAGACUAAAGAGGUAGGUACAACAGGCUGCAUCCGAUAGGUGAGUUACGCCCUCGGCGAUCUAUCUCCUGCUCACAUGGCGGCCUUAUUUGAGCUGAGAGCUCCUCCGAAAAAAAGCAUACCUAAAUACUUUUUGAUUCAAUUUGUCAAGAUGUCCGUUGUACUUUCAAUGUUAACCAGUGCCGCGGUCUCGCCCACUGAGCGCCAGCGUGCUCUGGAUCGAAUCCAUUCCGAUCCAGGGAUUCCCGGUGAUGCCACUACUUCUUCCUUCUGGCUUCAAACUCCACAUCCCGAGUUUUCUCAGAAAUCCUCAAAGCCUCUACCAGCCGUUGCAGAUGUCGUGAUCAUUGGAUCCGGAAUUACCGGCGCAUCUAUCGCGCGCACUCUGCUCCAAAAUCGCGCAAAGUCAUCGUCCACCUCCUCCCAUCCUGCGGUGGUUAUGCUAGAGGCUCGCGAUAUUUGCAGCGGUGCAACUGGCCGUAACGGGGGUCAUAUACUCGAGACAGCUGAAGAGUACGCCGAAAUUUCGGAUGCCUUAGGCGAAGAGUCGGCGCGCAAGCUCCUCCGAUUCAGACUGGCUCAUCUGCGCGAGAUGUUGAACGUUGCAGAAGAGCUGGGGCUGACGGAGGCGACGCAGGCCAGGAAAGUGCAAUUUCUCAGCGCUUACUUUGGUGAGGAGCCGUGGAAAGCUGCGGUAGAAAGACUGCGUCGGUUCAAGGAGGGUAUGCCCGAAGAGUCGGCUGAGUGGAUCUCGUACGAGGGGAGCUCUAUCCCGGAGGAGUUCAAGCUGUCGCGUGCCACGGGUGUUGUUGCAGGCCCAGCUGGAGCCCUCUGGCCGUACAAAUUCGUCACGGGGGUUCUCUCGCGCCUUCUCUCCGAUUAUCCAGAGGACUUCCACAUCGCAGAUCAUACUGCCGUUGAAGUCAUCAACUCCAGCAAUGGUUCAGAUCACCCUUAUAAAAUUGAAACAUCUCGUGGGACGAUUUUCGCCAAGCACGUUAUUCACUGCACAAACGCACACGUUGGCCAUCUCGUCCCGGGACUGCGAGGCCGCAUCUUCCCUGUACGCGGUCAAAUGUCUGCCCAAACACCCGGUGACAAGUUCCCACUUCAAGCUUCAAAACACUCGUGGCUCUUCAACUAUGACCGUGGGUUCGAUUACCUUACCCAGCUACCCAGUGGUCAGAUGAUGUUUGGCGGCGGCUUCGCAAGUGGUGAAGGAGGUGGUGUGGCCGAUCUGGGUAUCUCCAAAGACAAUGAUAUGAGUGUCUACCUUGACAUUCAUCUAUCCGGCGCGUUGAGUGCAGUCUUCGGACAUGAGUCCUGGGGUGCGGUGCAAGGUAACCCUAUCCAAGCGAUGUGGACCGGUAACAUGGCAUUUAGCACGGACGGAUUCCCCUGGGUAGGACAGUUGCCGAGCUCUGUGACAGGUCGUUCUGAGCCAGUCGGCAAGAAUACUGGCUCGGAGUGGGUAUGUGCUGCCUUUGGUGGCGAGGGCAUGGUUCAAGCUUGGCUCUGUGGCAAGGCGCUGGGUACGAUGAUUCUGAAGCAGGAUGAUCAGCUUGUCUCAACUGCCGAUCUGGAUCUAAAUUGGUUCCCUGAGCAGUUGCUCGUUUCGGAGAAGCGGAUUUCUGCAGCAGAGAUGCCAAGAAGUGUGGAUGAAACCGGGCGUCAAUCUCAUCUGUAAUCAGAGAGGUUGAGUAGUACCGGGAGUUCUUGGGUCAUUCACACCGUUCCUGAUGGAUCAGUAUAAUUCUAGAAGAACUCAAAUCGAUAGAAAAAGUCUUUUGGUGAAUAUGCCAUCUUCUUUAG